Lineus longissimus is the source of this 997-nucleotide messenger RNA. RefSeq lists its product as uncharacterized. The transcript has 4 exons. Gene Ontology annotation, biological process: fatty acid transport. Bases 86 to 502 code for a protein of 138 amino acids. Lineage: Eukaryota; Metazoa; Nemertea; Pilidiophora; Heteronemertea; Lineidae. The record is from RefSeq and is a predicted model, not a curated record. Gene Ontology annotation, molecular function: fatty acid binding. Gene Ontology annotation, cellular component: cytosol; nucleus.
GCCGUGCCAUUUAUUGUAGGAAUCGGCUGAGCAGGAGAUAGCUGACUGUGUUAUCGUUGCUUUGAAAGUUCGUCCAAUUCAGAAAAUGCCUGUCGAUCUCAGUGGAAAAUGGAAGGUGAAGUCCACCGAUGACAACAUUGAUGAACUGAUGACGAAGCUUGGCUUCCCUGCCGAAGUUAUUGAGUACAUGAAGACCAAGCUCUCUUUCGAAAGCAAGUACACUGGGGACGAUUACGAGACGAAAUACACCACUCCCCAUGGUAAUGUCAAGGUGGUCACGGGAACGAUCGGGAAGCAAGUAGAUGAAAAGGAUUUCAUUGGAAGACCAUACUCGUCCAUGACGAAAUGGGAGGGUGAUAAGUUAGUGACGGAGAUGAGCUUUACUGAUGCUUCAUUGCCGCGUACAAGGGCGACCCGGGAGUUAAAGGGAGACACACUUGUUACGGCAACAACAUUGGUUGAUUCCGGUUUGACUGCUGUGACAGUGUUUGAGAGAUGUUGAUAUGGAUCGGGAUCAUGCUGAGGCGACUGUCAUCAUACCAGCAUCACAUUCAUGAAUCGCAAUUUCACAAUUACAUGUAGUACAUGCGCUAUAGAGGGAAGUGUCCUGAUUGCAUGCAUAUGUUGAAUUGAAUAGAAACGAGCCAUUUGGACUAAAACCACAGUCAUUGACAGUCCCCAUAUAUAGAGAAUACAUUUUCUGUAUUAUCCUGCGAACAGACGUGUCCACUUCGGGAUAUUCCACCAUAAUCCCUUUUUUGUGUUUUAAACUAUUUUAACUGCCGGGAUUUUGCUGAAGUGAUGUUUACAACGAAACUUUGUAGUUGCAGAUGAUGUAACUAAAAUAUAUAAUAGGCCUUUGCAGUUAAACAUUGUGCGCUCUCAUGAAUACUAUACAAAAAGACUUGUAUCGGAAUUUAUGAAAUCAGAUACAUCAUAUAUGACGGUAAAUUCGCUGAAAGAUGCCUGAAAUAAAACCUAUUCUUUUGUAACCAAA